CAUCUGUCUGUCGAAUUGUUGUUCGAAGGCUUCUUGCGUCCUCUCACAACGCUAUCGGUAUGCAAAUGGGAAGGCGGGGCUGUGAAGUGCUGAUUCGACCAUUCAGAUUUGACCUACUGUUGCUACAGAUACUAUUUUAAGAGCCUCGACCGAAUGAGAAGACGAUUGGACGGUUAUGACAUUGUUUGGCCUUGAUUCAAUUAUGGCAAUUCCGUCGUCUUCCCUCGAGGGUGCCGUCUAUCUGGUUAUUCAUCUCUUUCAAAAAAUUGGAGGUGAGCCAAGAUCAUCGGAGGUGGUGGGUCAAUCCCAUCAUCCCGUCCUGCGGAAGGGGCCGGUCGUUGAUUAUUCUCGUCGAUCAGAUGAUGCUCAAAGCUCGUUGCCUGCGGAGUGAGGGCUGACUCUGUGAGUGACAUACUCGAAUUUCAUCGACUUUCUUUAUGAACGAUUGAUUGUCCUUCAAGCACUUCUUCACAUCCUUUGGGUGUGAAGAAUGUGCAGUGUUCUGCUGAAGGUUUUCCUCGAGGGACGAUGAAAAGCAGUGGAUAUCCGAACGAGCACGUAUCUGAGGCUUUUGGGUAAACGCUCCGCUCCGAGACGUGAGAGAUUGUUAAUUUCCAAGUCUACAUCUGUGGGCAGUCCAACGUCCAUGGUAUCACAAGAGGCUGAGUAAUGGACCUGUUAAUAUAGCGACAGGAGUUUUGCCACUAGAGCCACACAGCAUCAUUCGACGACCUUGUUUCAUAAGAUCAGACUGGACUUACGCGGGAUGUAAGGAGUGUCUCUUGCAAUCUCCAAAGGUUUUAUUUCAGGUUACCACAUUAGUUAGAAUCAACCAUAUUGACCUUUACAGCCGCCGCUCCACGAGUUGCUGCAUAUUGCUAUCCGCAUUGGAGAAGGAAGAGAAUGGACACAGAGCUGUGGGGCAAAUUGCCUGAGGACAUACUGCCCCACAUCCUGUCACGCUUGCCAUGGUGGAGUAUGAUGAAAUGUCGAGUAGUAAGCAAACAAUGGCAAUCGUUGCUUUCGGAUCCCAUCUUCCUCAAAAUCGCGGUUUCCUCUCCUGGUGCUCUUGACCCACCUUGCUGUGUCUUAAGUAAUCAUAAGUUUUACUACGUAAUCAUAAAUCCUGACACGCAAAGGUGUCACGCUAUACCACGAGACAAUAUGUUUCCAUUGCAGCAUCAUCCUGAGGCCAAUCGCUUCCAACUCCAUGGUACUGCAGGCGGCCUUUUCUUCAUGCAGGUAGCAUUUCAAUGUCGUGAUAGGUACCUCUUUAAUCCUUUAAACGGAACACAGAGGCUACUACCUGCUGUACCUCCAUCACCUUUGUUAGUUCUUGACAGUCCCUGGACAAAACUUCAUCAACCAAAAACUUGGAUGAUGGUAGAUGACAGUGGCCAUCUCAGACUUAUCUGCUUGCAAGUUCGAGAAACCCCAGUGGGGAAUCCCGAACUGGUGCUAUGGACUGUCCACACUUACGACUUUGUAGAAAAUGGUUGGCGCCUACACUCUACCGAUCUGCCUGGCAAGAGACUUGAGUUUUGUAUCUCUGCCACGUUGCUGGAAGGCAACGUCUACCUUUUAGUGAAAACACCAGUGCUUUUCACAGGAACGGGAUUAACACAUCGUCUGUUUAAGGCUUACGCGAGGCAUAUGGUCGAAAUGUCGAUCAAGUUUACCGAUGGGAUUUCGGCCUUACAAAUCUUCCAGUAUCAAGGAGCCCUCAUGCUCAUGGCUGGAACAGAAGAGCCUAGGAAGCCUCCGUUCCACGUGAGCAUAUGGAAGUAUGAUGAAAUCCUCGAGAGCUGGGAGAAUGUGGUCUCCAUGCCGCAAGACAUCGUGGAUACUUUCUAUGAAGAAAUGUCGGCUGAAGGAGGGUUUUACUUUGAUAAAGAAGGAGACGUUUGCUGUUUUGCUAAUCGCUUGGACUCAGAAUUCAUUGUAAUGUAUCACUUCGUCCGCAACGAGUGGUGGCAUGUUUCAUGCUCGGAAACAGUCGUGGAUGAGUUUGAAAAGAUGAAGGUCGUAUGCCGUCUGACAUUUUUGUGGCAACCCAGAUUGGACAUUUUUCUGUAGUCGGACAUCUGCUAAUUUGCAAACGGCAGAUGUCCCUCACUGAUUUGUAAUCUGAUGGUCCGAGCCACUAGUUAUUCCACUCUUCCAGAACAGUCUGUACCCAUGGCAAUGAUAGGUUUCUCAAAAGAGAAAGAUCAGAAAUUGUGCAGGCUAAACAAUUUCGUGUUCUGGAAUCAGGAAAGCCAAAGAAAUAAAUAAAACUCACUAUCAACAAGGACAUUAGUGCUUAGACGCUACUUUCUUCUGACUGCGUUCAUGAGUCAGUCUUUGCUGCUGUCUAGAGGGAAUAUCUGCGUGAUUCAAUUUGAACUCCAUUUCUCAUUCGAUUCUAAGUCAAGCUUCUAGAUUAAGACGCCUAGUGAUCUGUUAAGAUCCUUCACUAACCAAUGUCCAUAUGUAGGAGAGGAAGUUUCGAUGCUUCAGUAUUUGAGUUAGGAUCGUAAAAUCGUAAGCUGCAUCGUUGCUAUCAGGGAAAUGAAUGAUGCAGAGGCAUUGUAUGUUUCGUAUUUAGGCAAUGUGCGAGGAACUCUUCGAUUUACAAGUCUCUCUAUUUCAUACAUACAUAGAGUUUGAAGUGAACUAGCUUUGUUUAGGGAUAGAUGAGGGUUUUCAAUAGCUUUCUGCGUAAUGAACUUUACAGUACAUGUCCGAUUUUGAACGUGCUUUGCAUUCAGCGGACAGUACAAAGUAGCUGUUAUGACCAGAAAUAUACUAUGCACUUGUUGAGAUCACGGAGACAAUCUGUUUGCCCGGAUCGAUUGCAUUAAAAGUUUGUUCAUCAUGCUGGUAUGCUUCGCUCACAAAGCUCUUGUAACUGAAGGUUUUAAUUGAUCAUGGCUUAGACUCAGGUCUCUUUGGUAUAUUACUAUUUACAAGCGAAGACUAGCCCAUAACAUGUCUGGCUAAAUCCACUGCGAUAUAUAGCACAGCGGAUUUCUAGUAAAGCAGCUGCAU
This is a messenger RNA of Marchantia polymorpha subsp. ruderalis, 3030 nucleotides long. Lineage: Eukaryota; Viridiplantae; Streptophyta; Marchantiopsida; Marchantiales; Marchantiaceae. The record is from the annotation of a GenBank genome assembly.